GUACUUCCUCUGCGAGAUCAUCUCUGAAGACCCUCGCUGUCGGCAGUUCAUUGAGGAGCGCAUAGUGCACAAUACGGUGAAGAAUGCAGUUGCAAGAAUACAUGGAGACUUUGGAUUCGCCUGUUGCUCUAUUGCUUUUUCAGUAAAAUACCUGAAUGCCUACACCGGAGUGGUUCUCUUCUGUUGCCGGAAAGUUUUUUAUCGGCUUUUGUGGUCGUCCCUUCCUUUUAUUACUCACUUAGAAAAUAGGAGCCAACACUGUCCCUGCUCUUUUAACACACUUCAUGUUGGAGCAACAAUACGAACCUGUCAGAAAUUCAUCAUUCAGUACAACAGGAACCAGCUCCUGCUGCUGUUACGGAACUGUACCAGUGAAGCCGAUAUAGAAGCCAUCCAGAAGUCGGUCCAGAGCUGUGUGCUUGUGGGAGUGGAGCGGUUUCAGAGUGAAGAGGAAGAGAGUGAGGAGAAUCUGGAGAUGGACUGAAUUACAUCGCCCCUGAAGUGCUUUAGGCAAGGAGUGCUUCUCAAGGGCAAUAUACACAGAGUUUUACACCUCUGUGUUUAUAAAACUAGCUGAAGCUGUGUGUAUUGUACCAGUUUUCCCCCCACAGGUCUCUGCUCCUCUUUGCUCAAAGACAGAGGAGGGGAGGGAAGCUUUUGACUCCUAGGAAAUCCACACGGGCUGGAGACUGGGUGGAAUUCAUGGGGUCAUCCUUCUGCCUCCUCGGUGCAGCACAUAGAAGUGUUAUUUCCAGAGGAGCGAACUGGAGGUUGUUUUCUAAGCAUGGAUUUAGUGUAUUUGCUGGAAAACUUAAGACCAUGAAUGCACAGAGACAGCCCAACAGUGGGAUCACUAGUGGAUUUGCAGAGUGCAGUUAGCAAGUGCUGCAACUAUACUAUAAAUCUUUAUUACGGUCAAAGACCAGCAAUACACAUUACUUUUUACAAUAUGUUAAAAAGUACUGACAUUAAAAUAUAAUUAAAAAGUAUUGAUGUUAAAAGUGGAUAAUAAUAUACAUGGUCUCAAAUUGUUCGAGUCACUCCCUGGUUUACCUGGGUGCAAAUCCGAUAAGUAUGGGAGUAAACACAAUGGUCCAGAAAUUUGUUAGAGAUCUGUCCAGAUAAUUGGUA
Molecule: messenger RNA, 1131 nt
Organism: Thamnophis sirtalis
Lineage: Eukaryota; Metazoa; Chordata; Lepidosauria; Squamata; Natricidae
Source: RefSeq, a predicted model, not a curated record